Diaporthe amygdali is the source of this 309-nucleotide messenger RNA. RefSeq lists its product as uncharacterized. Lineage: Eukaryota; Fungi; Ascomycota; Sordariomycetes; Diaporthales; Diaporthaceae. The transcript has 2 exons. The record is from RefSeq and is a predicted model, not a curated record. The coding region runs from base 1 to 309 and encodes 102 amino acids.
AUGCAGUUCCUCGCCAUCGUCUCCCUGGCCCUUGCCGGCCUCGCCUCCGCCGCCACGGUUCCUGAGGUCAACAAGCGUGCCUCCACUCCUCCGGGCUGCGCCAACGCCUACUACAACGACGGCUCUGACGGCUCUACUGGUGGCUGGGGCUGUGCUGGAAGCACCACCUGGGGCGACUGCACCAGCUACUACUGGAAGGAGUCUCCUCCUUUUUGGUCUGAAUGGACAUCUGGGCUCCGGCGGGAUGUCUCGUUCUUCCCCAUCCUUCAGCAAUAUCACCAUUCUCAAAGCGGAUCUGAGCCUUUUUGA